This is a messenger RNA of Colletotrichum paranaense, 1338 nucleotides long. RefSeq lists its product as uncharacterized. The record is from RefSeq and is a predicted model, not a curated record. The coding region runs from base 1 to 1338 and encodes 445 amino acids. The transcript is spliced from 5 exons. Lineage: Eukaryota; Fungi; Ascomycota; Sordariomycetes; Glomerellales; Glomerellaceae.
AUGGAUGUCGACGUUGUUUCCAUCCCGUCCACCGAUAACGAGGCCCCCGAGGAGAAUCGACGCGAGAGCGCUGGAGGACGAGAUGUCGUUGCCGCCGUACUCCCAUCCAUGCACGUCGACGGAGCGGCCCAGAGCGGCGAAGAUGCACAGCACCCUGGCGCGGAGCCCCUCGCGCCCAUCCAGCACCCGGCCCGUGUUUCGCACGACGAGGGAAUGGUGACGGGCCCCGACGAGAAUCGACGCGAGAGCCCUGGAGAACGAGAUGCCGUUGACGGGGGCUUCAAUCAACAAUCAGGACCUCAUGAUUUCCUCGGAGCGCCUCGGGCCCUGCUGCUGGACGUGCUCGUCCUCAGCUGCCAGCCCAGCCGGCUGAAGAGGUCGAUGAAGACGAUAUCGACGGCGCCACGAGUGCCUCUGGUACCCCCCAUCGGCCCUGACCUGACCGAGGACCCGAACGAGGGCCAUUUCGAGCUUCUCGUCGAUGUCUCUGAGGAGAUCGACCGCAACGUCCCUACGGGCAUGGCGGUCUCUCACGCGAAGGAGCUUCGCAACACCCAGGUCCGCAUUAUCUAUAACCGUCGGAAGACCGUGGUUAGCCUCGCCUCCCCCGCCCCUGCCCAUACCGGUGUCCCCACAGAGGACGACUUUGAUCUCCCUGUUGCGGUAUCGCAGGAGGUCGAUCGCGAGGCACUCACGAGCAUAGCCGUCUCCUUGGCCAAGACCCUCCGCGGGAUAAACAUUCGCGUUAUCUCUAACCGUAAAGAGAUCGUCUACCUCUUAAGGACUCUAAAUUCCGACCGGGAGUCCGCCCUCAAGGCGAACCUCCUUAAGGAGUUCAAAAUCCUCAACGGCAGGCCCCGUCGCCACGGGCAGAAAAACGAGACCGUUACCCUAAAGGUGCUCAAAAAGCACUUAGCCAUCUCGUCCAACGACGUCCGCAGAAUCAUCAAAGCUACCAAGUUACCUUGGAUUCUAGCCUUGGUCUGGGGUCGCGGCAGCGUCAUGUCCCCACCCCCUGAACAAGAGCGGAUAAUUGACUUCCCCGUCGAAGCUUUCACCGACGAUACCAUCAACCUUACGAAACCACUACCAUUCGUUCUCACUAUAGGCCAUACCAGGGGCCCGCGGAGGCAAUCGGCUACGAGUUCAUCCAUUGCUGUCACACACCUGAGCGCCCCUCAGACUAGUGAAGCGCCCACAGCCGUCGUAGCGAGUCAGCAAUACUGCCCUGGGCCCGAUUCGAGUUGCGAGACACACGAAAGGGCGGGCCGGCUGCUCCGCGUCUGCACCUUCUUCCCCCGCUUCGAAGGCGCCAAAACCGUGUUCCGCGUCACCUAG